Molecule: messenger RNA, 1727 nt
Organism: Tarenaya hassleriana
Lineage: Eukaryota; Viridiplantae; Streptophyta; Magnoliopsida; Brassicales; Cleomaceae
Product: myosin-binding protein 7
Exons: 3
Coding region: 296-1507 (403 amino acids)
Source: RefSeq, a predicted model, not a curated record
UAUGUCAAACAAACAAUUUCAUCAUCAUUUAAAAAUAUUUCAGAUUUGUUUCCACUUCUAGAAAAAGAAAAAAACCGCUGACAUUUCCAUAUCUAAAAAUAUUAUGGAAGACUUUCAAUCUCAGGGCCCUACAGGUAGGGGGCGUCUCUCGUAAUCGAUCUGAACAUCUUCCAAAGAUCUGCAAUGGCGAUUCUGUGAUCCUUCUCGAUCUCGGCCAUUGUCGUGUCCUCGACUGCUUUUUCCACAGAUCUUCCAUUCCCCCGAUCGAUGCAUGCGGAUUGACUGAGGAGGAAGAAUGGAGAGAGCGACGAGCCUUGGGGUGAGAGGGGAGACAUCGGGGCUGAGAGAGACACUGUCGGCGCAGCAGGAGCUUCUGCACAAGCUCCGGCAUGAGCUGGACGCCGAGCGCGAGGCCUCCGCGACUGCUGCCAGCGAAGCCCUAGCCAUGAUUCUGCGGCUCCAGGGGGAGAAGGCGGCUCUGGAGAUGGAGGCGAGCCAGUACAAGCGCAUGGCCGAGGAGAAGAUGUGCCAUGCCGAGACCUCCCUCGCUCUAUUCGAGGAUCUCAUCUACCAGAAGGAGAUGGAGAUCGCUUCCCUUGAAUUUCAGGUUCAGGCUUACCGCUGCCGGCUCCUCAGCCUUGGAUACUCUGAUCCAGCCGUCCUCGAGAACAAAUUCCCGGAGAAUCUCUUCUUCUUGGGCGGCGAACCUUCGGCCGGAAAUCAGAAGCGGAAUUUGAACAGGCUUCUUUCGAGCCCGUUGGAUGGAAUUAGCAACGACAGGAGCCCCCUCCUUUCCGACAUUGAGAGCUUGGAUGAGAAGAAAUCUGGCGAGAGUUCAGUGUCUCCUCCUGGGGAUUUGAAUGCGUACUGGGAACAGAUCAAGAGAAUCGACGAGCAUGUUCGUGGGAUUUCUGAUUCAAGGGAUCAUCCUCCUCCUCACAAGUUUUCAAUGGCGAGGCGUGAAUCAAUGUCUCACGCCCUGGUUUCUCAGGUGAGCAAUGCCAUCCUAGAGACAGCCAAGAGCGACAUCAGUUGCAUCAUGGAGAAGAUGAAGAACUCCACGAGAGACACUCCUUCCGAAUCUCCUCCUGUCCCUUCUUCAAAUGUUCAGGACAUCUUUGAGGUCCCCCGGUCGAAAGAGAGCCUUUCAGCCGUCUCGGAAGACGGGGAACUCAACCAGAAAAAUAUGGAGAAACGCAGCGACAGAAGCCAGAAGAUGAAGGAACUCGAGAGAAGACUGAGUAAGCCGCCGAUGAGAGAGAUGGGCGUCGUCAAGACAGAACAUCUUAGUUUGCUGAAGGAGAUCAAGGAACAGCUCAACGUGAUGCAGUCUGAGAUGAGAAGCUUGAGAUCGGAGCUGCGGCAGCAGCCGAGGUCUCCUCCUCAGGAGGCGGAGGAGGGUCGAGCCCUUCAGUCGCUGAAAGAGGCAAGUUUCAUGUCUUCUUCUAUGGAUGUCCCGAAUUCUUUACAGGGAAAAAAAAAGAUGACAGAUUUUUUGUUGCUUUGAACAGGCCAUCGCUUCCUUUUGGCUAUAACCAGCUGCCCAGUUUCUGAUUUGGGUUUCUCUGAUGGAAGCAAUCUUUGAAGAAGGAGAGAGUGAUGUAAAAAAUACAAAAAGUACUCAUUUUUUUUUCUAUUUUCUUUGUAGAGGAAUUCAUUUUAAAUUUUAUCUCUGAUUCUAUGUUUGUGAUCCAAGUAUAUGUUUGUGAUCCAAUUAUUUAUUUGAA